AAUAUUCAUUUCUUUAUUAAGAAAUGUUCACAUAUCAAUGAGGGGCGAAGCAUGUCGCGGCUUUCUCUGACCCGGUCCCCGGUCUCCCCGCUGGCCGCCCAGGGUAUCCCUCUGCCGGCGCAGCUCACCAAAGCUAAUGCGCCCGUGCACAUCGACGUGGGCGGGCACAUGUACACCAGCAGCUUGGCCACGCUUACCAAGUACCCCGACUCAAGAAUAAGUCGGCUGUUCAACGGCACGGAGCCCAUCGUGCUGGACAGCUUGAAGCAGCACUACUUUAUAGAUCGCGACGGCGAGAUAUUCCGCUACAUCCUAAGCUUCCUCAGGACGAGCAAGUUGCUGCUUCCCGAAGACUUCAAGGACUUCCAACUGCUGUACGAGGAGGCGCGCUAUUACCAGCUGACACCCAUGAUCAAGGAGCUAGAGCGCUGGAAACAGGAUCGCGAGCAACGGCGCAUGGCACAGCCCUGCGACUGCCUGGUGGUGCGCGUCAAGCCAGACCUGGGCGAACUGAUCGCCCUGAGCGGCGAGAAGGUUCUCAUCGAGGAGAUCUUCCCUGAGACGGGAGACGUCAUGUGCAACUCCAUCAAUGCCGGUUGGAACCAGGACCCCACCCACGUUAUCCGCUUCCCCUUUAACGGCUACUGCAGGCUUAACUCCGUCCAGGUUCUGGAGCGUCUCUUCCAAAAAGGCUUCAGCGUGGCGGCGUCCUGCGGCGGCGGCGUGGACUCGUCGCAGUUCAGCGAGUACGUGUUGUGCCGCGAGGACCGGCGGAGCCUCUCCAUCAACACGCCCAUCAGGAUAAAACAGGAACCUCUGGACUAA
Molecule: messenger RNA, 825 nt
Organism: Nerophis lumbriciformis (worm pipefish)
Lineage: Eukaryota; Metazoa; Chordata; Actinopteri; Syngnathiformes; Syngnathidae
Source: RefSeq, a predicted model, not a curated record